AUGAUGUCUACUGAUUCGGUAUUUCUUCUUUCUGGAGUCCGAACUCCAAUUGCUUCAUUUCGCAGCUCAUUUUCAACGGUCAGGGCAACAGAACUUGCAACAAUAGCAGCCAGUGCAGCCAUUACUCGAGCAGAGUUGCCCAUUGAUGCAAUCGAAGAGUCCUUUGUUGGUUGUGUGCUAACUGCAGACUGCGGUCAGAAUGUUGCACGACAGAUCAGCAUUGCCGUCGGUAUACCUAAAACAUCCCAAGCUGUAACGGUGAAUAAAGUAUGUUCUUCCUCGAUGAAGGCUUUAGCCUUCGCUCACUUGUCAAUUAAAAGUGGUUACCGAAGGAAAGUGCUUGUUGUGGGAUGUGAGAACAUGAGCCAGGUUCCGUUUUAUCUGCAACGCAGCGAAAUACCAUACGGUGGAACUGCUGUCAUUGAUGGAUUGCUUAGAGACGGUCUUGAAGAUCCCACUCUCAGAACACCGAUGGGAUUAUGUGCUGAAAAAUCUGCUAAGGACUACGACAUAAGUCGUGGAUCUCAAGAUGAAUUCGCUAUCCAGAGUUAUACAAAGGCAGCAGCUGCGUGGAAGAACGGUCUUUUUGCUGAAGAAGUUGUACCGGUCACAAUAAAGCUUAAAAAAGGUGCUGAAAUUGUGGUAUCGGAGGAUGAAGAAUAUAAAAAAUUAGUUGAAGCAAAAGUCUCAACGCUCAAUCCUGUUUUCCUAAAAGAUGGCUCAGGGACAAUCACUGCUGCUAAUGCUUCUUCACUCAAUGAUGGUGCGGCGGCUGCCGUGGUUGUUAGAGGAGAUCAGAUUCCACAAGGUGUCAUACCUCUCGCAGAGGUAGUGGCCUUCGCGGAAGCUGGAGGAGAACCUGUAGAUUUUACCGUCGCUCCAGUGUGGGCAGUCAAAAAGCUUCUUGAAGAGGUGAAUAUGACCGUCAAAGAUGUUUCGUUGUGGGAGAUCAAUGAGGCGUUUUCGGUCACAGCACUAGUUUUUAUAAAAGAGCUGAAUCUCGAUCCUGCCAAAGUGAAUGUCAAAGGGGGUGCUGUUGCGCUAGGACAUCCACUCGGGAUGUCUGGGCUACGAAUUGUGUUGUCCCUUGCACAUUCACUGGCUUCUGGUGCUUUCGGGGUUGCAGCUAUUUGUAACGGAGGAGGAGAGGCCAUGGCUACUGCACAGUUUACUUGCGGCAAAGAACUGUUAUGUGACUUCCAAGCUGCACACAUAUUUGAGCUGGGCUUUGACGGAGUGCUGGACAAAGGCACCUUUUUGCAAUACGUAUCGUCCGCCGCACAACUGUGCAGGAAGGAGGAGGUAGCAAUCACGAUCUGGGGUUUCCAGUUCAACACAAGAGGAGAAGAGAAAAUGAUGCGACAGUGGAGAAGGAAAAGGAACAAGAGAAUGGAGAAGACCAAAAUGAAAGGGAAUACAUAUACUGCUGUCAAAAACUUGGAUGCAUUGCACAUUCUUAUCAAAACCUUGAAUGGAAAGCUGGCUGAUCGGAAAGGAGAAAUCUCAAGGAGCAUUAUGGCAAUGCUCGUGAAAGGAGCGCUUGCAGCGCUAGGUGGCGCGUUUGUUUAUGCAAACCUCCCUACAAGACUAACUAUUGGUGCCAUUGCUCCUACCGCUGCUUAUCUUUCCGAGGCGAAGUUGAUUCCGAUCUCUGACGAAUCCCGUUUUGAUGAGGGGAACAUAUUGCAGGCUUCUUCGUUGUUUUCUAAAGGCCCGACUAUGGUGAUGGCAGUGCGUCGCCCAGGAUGCAUGUUGUGUCGAAAAGAAGCUGCGGAGCUGAGCACGCUUGAACCAAACAUGAAAGCAGCUGGGAUCAAUUUGAUCGCGGUAGUGCACGAAACGAAAGGGGUGAAUGACUUCAAGCCGUAUUUCAAGGGAGAAGUUUAUUUCGACAAAGAGCGCCAUUUCUACGGACCGAAUCAGCGUUGGUUGCCGUUAUGGAUGGGAUUUCUUCGUGUAGGAUCUUACGUAAAUAUUUACAAGGCAAGGCAAGCAGGAUAUCACGGGAACACAGAUGGAGAAGGACGGUUGCUUGGAGGAGUGUAUCUUGUUGCCAAUAACGAAUUAGUAUUUGCUCAUCUCGAGCAGGAAUGGGGAGAUGCUGCAAGUAUUAGUGAAGUUCGAAGAGCGAUUGAAAAGUUCAAAAAAGACUGCACUACUACAUUUGUGAUAGUAUUCUCUCUUGUACGUAAGAGGUGUAAUGAUUAA
This is a messenger RNA of Necator americanus (New World hookworm), 2208 nucleotides long. RefSeq lists its product as uncharacterized. Gene Ontology annotation, biological process: fatty acid beta-oxidation. Lineage: Eukaryota; Metazoa; Nematoda; Chromadorea; Rhabditida; Ancylostomatidae. The record is from RefSeq and is a predicted model, not a curated record. The coding region runs from base 1 to 2208 and encodes 735 amino acids. Gene Ontology annotation, molecular function: antioxidant activity; acetyl-CoA C-acetyltransferase activity. Gene Ontology annotation, cellular component: mitochondrion. The transcript has 24 exons.